UUCCACUCUCCGUUCUUACAUGCGCUCCCCAUAUAAGACAGAAGUCUGGGGGAGAGGGCGUAAAGAUUAUAUUCGUUGGCUUGGCGCCUCAUCACAAGAAGACAAAAGAAAAAGAGACGGACUUGAGCAAUAUUUUGCACGGACAGUAUGGCACAGAAGGAAAAGUUGCAGUGUCUUAAAGAUUUCCAUAAGGACACUUUGAAGCCGUCUCCAGGUAAGAGUCCGGGGACGCGCCCUGAAGACGAGGCAGAGGGCAAGCCACCACAGCGGGAGAAAUGGGCCAGCAAGCUGGAUUUCGUGCUCUCCGUGGCCGGAGGUUUUGUCGGUUUAGGCAACGUUUGGCGUUUCCCAUACCUCUGCUACAAGAAUGGCGGAGGUGCAUUUCUCAUCCCCUACUUCAUAUUUCUGUUUGGCGGAGGUUUGCCCGUCUUCUUUCUGGAGGUGGCACUCGGACAGUUCACCUCUGAGGGAGGAAUCACCUGCUGGGAGAAACUCUGCCCCAUUUUCACUGGAAUCGGCUACGCUUCAGUCGUGAUAGUGUCGCUGCUCAACAUCUACUACAUUGUGAUCCUGGCGUGGGGUCUUUACUACCUGCUGCAGUGUUUUCAGAACGAGCUGCCCUGGGCUCGCUGCAGACACAGCUGGAACACGGCGAACUGCAUCGAGGACACCGUCCGCAAGAACAAAACCCUCUGGCUCUCCGCCAACGCCACAAACUUCACCUCGCCGGUCACUGAAUUCUGGGAGCGGAACGUCCUGAGCAUCUCUUCAGGGAUCGAUGAGGUUGGCGGGCUGAAGUGGGAUCUGGCGCUCUGCCUGCUGGCUGUGUGGAUCAUCUGCUUCUUCUGCAUCUGGAAAGGAGUCAAAUCCACCGGCAAGGUGGUCUAUUUCACAGCCACGUUUCCCUUCCUCAUGCUGAUUGUGUUGCUGGUUCGUGGUGUGACUCUGCCUGGUGCCGCCGAGGGCAUCAGGUUUUAUCUUUACCCCGACCUGACGCGUCUGCAGGACCCGGAGGUGUGGAUUGAUGCAGGCACUCAGAUCUUUUUCUCUUAUGCGAUUUGUCUUGGUGCAAUGACAUCACUGGGAAGCUACAACAAAUACAAGUAUAACUGCUACAGGGACUGCAUGCUACUCGGAUGCCUUAACAGCGGUACCAGUUUUGUGUCAGGCUUUGCCAUCUUCUCCGUGUUGGGGUUCAUGGCACAAGAGCAGGGCGUUGCCAUUGCCGAUGUGGCAGAGUCGGGUCCUGGUCUGGCUUUUAUCGCAUACCCAAAGGCCGUUACAAUGAUGCCACUGCCAACGGUCUGGGCCAUACUUUUCUUCAUUAUGCUUCUGCUGCUGGGCCUAGACAGUCAGUUUGUAGAAGUGGAGGGUCAGAUCACCUCUCUGGUGGAUUUAUACCCGUCCCUCCUAAGGAAGGGAUACCGGAGAGAAAUCUUCAUCGCUGUGAUCUGCAUCAUCAGUUAUCUGCUGGGACUCACCAUGGUCACUAAAGGUGGCAUGUACGUGUUCCAGCUUUUUGACUUUUACGCUGCCAGCGGUGUGUGUCUUCUCUGGGUUGCAUUCUUUGAAUGUGUUGCAGUAGCCUGGGUUUAUGGGGCUGAUAAUUUCUACGAUGCUAUAGAGGACAUGAUCGGCUACAGACCCAGUGGUUGGAUGAAAUGGAGCUGGAUGCUGAUCACACCGGUCCUUUGUGUGGGUUGUUUUGUCUUUUCAUUGGUGAAAUACAAGCCGCUCACCUAUAACAAGUUUUAUGAAUAUCCUGAUUGGUCGAUUGGAUUGGGUUGGGCUCUUGCACUGGCUUCGAUGAUUUGUAUCCCGAUGAUGGUCGUCAUCAAAAUUAUCCAAUCAGAUGGCUCCCUAAUAGAGCGGAUCAAAGCCGUGGCGGCACCUGUGAAAGGAGGUGCGAGCUCUCGUCCAAAGGACUACAGUCUGAAGAACAGUGAGCUGCUGCACCCUCUGGACCCAAACGGCAUCCAUGCCUUCGCGAAACACACCCACACCAUCGUAGAAACUAAUAUUGAGAACACUUGAUGCUGGAGACUUGCAGCGCCACGUCUGGUUAGGAUAUGUUCAACAUCUUUUGAACAAGAGUGAGUUGUUUUUUAAGAGUUUAAGAGCUUAAUUUGUAGAAAAUACGUACAGCAGCAGCAGCAACGUUAAAUGUGUGACAUAUAGCAACAUUAUGAUGUCUGUCAGUGGUUGUGGCAGUAACAUUUGUACAAUGAGAUUCUAAAUGCUCUUUGUCUGGAAGAAAAAUGAAUGUACCUCCGCUUUGAGCGGAUGCUGUGCACAGCUUAUAAAUACAUACACAUAUACAAUAGGGUCCAAAAAUCAGAGACCACUAUUGAAAUUGCUUAUGUUUAGCACACUUGUUUUCCAUUAAAAAUGUUAUGAUCAGCAUAACAAUUUGACUGAAAUGUUAUAAAAUUAUAAUUAAUUUCUUCACAAGUCCCACUUUUGCUGUAAUGACAGCAUGCACUCCAGAUGGCAUGGACUCCACAAGUUUGUGCCAUCCUAAUGAAAAUGUUAUUCAGCAUGAUUUGAGAAUGUUUUAAAGAGCAUCUUGUGUGCUUCAAUGGAAGGAUUUAACAUGGUCAAUGUGACAAAUUUGCAUCAUAAUGUUUCUUUGCUUAAAGAUUUUCAAAAUCCUAAAACUUUUUAUUUCUAGGUUUAGAUGGAAUUUUAAAUUCCAGAUUUUCAGAUGUGGUCUCAGACAUUUAAUCCCUGUUGUACGUACAUUAACACAGAAGAAAACCUUUUAUAAACUAAACACUUUGCUGUUUUCGGUCUCUCGUUGAACUGUAGUGAUCACUGCCUUUGCACACACACAUACACACACACAGAGCCAUUCAGAUUAACUUUAAUACUGUAGGCAGCUGUGUUCACAUUUAAUGUAAGUAUCAUUUGAUGCUCUAUAAUAAGCAUCAUUUACUGUUACAGAUAUCUGAGAUCUGCUGAUUGUAACCACUGUGCAGGGCCGUGUGGCAGCACUUUACUAAUAGCCGGAUGUGUUUAUCACAUGAUCCAGUCUAGCCAAACUGCUCAACACCAUAUCAAUCAUCAGAUUUAAGAAUGAAUGCAGGAAAUCUGGGCUUUAAAUAUUGCACAGAGACACUGCCAUUCCUGCAAGCCCUGUCUGGCCCAAGGCCCGUGGAAUUGUCUACGAACCAAGCCUUAAAACCUCGAAAUAUUCAAGCUAAUCACCAACAGCAAAGAACUGCCCUCCAUAAUACCUCCGUGUCCUUUACCCCAGACCACCCACCCCUUCAUAAAUACCAGCCCUUAGAUUGACCUCUUUAACCCUCUUGACGCCAGUGUCUUUGCAUACGUCAACUCAUCUGACCUGACCCUUUCUAAAUUUAACUAGCCCCUCUGUUCUGUUUCCAACAAAACAUCCUUUUCCCUCCAAGCUUACUGUUCAGGGAUAGCUCACCCAGCAAUGAAAAUUCUUGACUCAACAUCAUGUUGUUCCAAACCUGCAUGACUUUCUUCUGUGCAACACAAAUUGAGAUGUUAGUCAGUAUGUUAGCCUCAGUCAACAUUCACUUUCAUUGCAUCUUGCUUCCAUACGAUGAAAGUCAAUUUCAGGCUGCCCUUCUUCCAUAGAAGAAAGUCAUGUGGGUUUGGAACAACAUGAGGGUGAGUAUAUGACAGAGUUUUACAUUUUGGUUAAACUAUCUCUUCAGCAAGUGUUUGCUCAUUUGUUGUAUUUUCAUUUAUCUAAAAUUUGCCUUUUAGUAUUUCAACCAUUUUAUACUGUACCUGAUCUGAUUGGUCAUUUGCCUCUAUUUGUUUCUGAAUGUUUUCAGAAAUGUAUUUUUAAAUGUUGAUUAGUGUGAGCCUAAAUGCAAUUUGCAGUGUGCAAUAUUUGUAAACAUGUGGCUUUGUCAGUUUUUUAUCAUUUCUGCUGGAAAAUAUUGUAAUAAGGUUGAAAUAGGACAUUCAAGAAACAAUUUUUCAUUCACAUAAAUAAAUGACUUGUUACCUUGCUGUACGAUAAGGUAACUUGAUUAAAACAAAUUCAGUCUUGUAAAACCAAAGUCGUUUUGUGAUGGACACCAUUUAAGAUGCAUAUUGCAUCUUUCAGAUACAAAAUAAAAAAUGUAGAAUCUU
Molecule: messenger RNA, 4116 nt
Organism: Myxocyprinus asiaticus (Chinese sucker)
Lineage: Eukaryota; Metazoa; Chordata; Actinopteri; Cypriniformes; Catostomidae
Product: sodium- and chloride-dependent taurine transporter-like
Exons: 15
Coding region: 148-2034 (628 amino acids)
Biological process (GO): sodium ion transmembrane transport; taurine transmembrane transport; neurotransmitter transport
Cellular component (GO): plasma membrane
Molecular function (GO): taurine:sodium symporter activity
Source: RefSeq, a predicted model, not a curated record